This is a messenger RNA of Bufo gargarizans (Asiatic toad), 2154 nucleotides long. Its product is annotated as dihydroxyacetone phosphate acyltransferase-like. Gene Ontology annotation, molecular function: glycerone-phosphate O-acyltransferase activity. The coding region runs from base 95 to 2092 and encodes 665 amino acids. NCBI's taxonomy places the organism in Eukaryota, Metazoa, Chordata, Amphibia, Anura, Bufonidae. Gene Ontology annotation, biological process: ether lipid biosynthetic process. Gene Ontology annotation, cellular component: mitochondrial membrane; peroxisomal membrane. The record is from RefSeq and is a predicted model, not a curated record. The transcript has 16 exons.
UCUGGCCCCGCAAGUUGUAGCAGGUGACGAGAUACACUCCGGGCUGCCUCCCGUGUAACGUCCGCUGGACACAAGGACUGCUGCCAUCGCUGGGAUGGCAGGACCAGUGACGGGGAAGUUCUUCUUACAGAAGGAAAUGUCAGGGAACACAAAAGAUGUGUUUGAAGAUAUAUUGGAAGAGCGACGAGUGUCAAGCGAUCUGCGAUGUGCUAUGAAGAGUUUUACACCAGUUAUCUAUCAGAAUCUUACUCCAUGCCACCCAAGUGCUCUUAAGACCAUUGUCAUGGAGUCUGACGAUCUACAGCAAGCCAUUAAAAAGAUUAGUGUGGAAUCUGGUGAACCAUUUAGUGUCAUUCAAAAACAAGCAUCUCGGAUCCUUGAUGAAAUGGGCCAUAACUUGAAACUGGGAGCUAUCAGACUCUUUGCCCUCAGCUUGAGUAAAAUCUUCAAAAGGCUUUACUCAAAAGUGUUUGUCAACCUGGAAGGUGUUCAGAGGUUGGGAAAAGCUAUUCAAGAGCAUCCCGUUGUGCUAAUGCCAAGUCAUCGGAGUUAUGUUGACUUCUUGUUAAUAUCGUACAUUAUGUUCAUUUAUGACUUGGCCAUUCCAGUCAUUGCAGCAGGGGAAGACCUCAAUCGUAUGAAAUUUGUUGGACCAUUUCUUCGCAUGUCUGGAGCCUUCUACAUAAGACGCACAUUUCACGGGGAUAAACUUUACUGGGCUGUGUUUUCAGAGUAUGUGACGACUAUGCUGCGGAAUGGAUAUGCACCAAUUGAGUUUUUCAUUGAAGGUCAAAGGAGCAGAACAGGCAAGACAAUACACCCAAAGCUUGGCCUACUGAAUGUUGUAGCUGAACCGUUCUUCAGAGGAGAAGUGUAUGAUGUUUAUCUGGUUCCUAUCAGCAUCAGCUAUGAGAAAAUUUUAGAAGAAACAUUCCAUGUGCAAGAACUUCUUGGAGCGCAAAAAUCCAAAGAAUCUACUUCAGGCUUAAUUAAAGCCAGGGAACUACUCAAAGACAAUUUUGGAAAUAUUCACAUUUACAUUGGACAUCCAGUAUCACUGCGAUCAAUGGCCAGUGGAAUAAUAAAUCGUUCUCAAUAUAAUCUAACACCCAGACAUAGUUUUCAGCGACCACCAGAGGGUGUUCUGAAGUUUAUUUCUGAUUUAGCAUACAAAUUAGAACUGCAACAAAUAGCCAACAUGGUACUAAGCCCUGGGGACUUAAUAGCAACAAUAUUGCUCCAAAGUCUGGUUUUAAACUACAAUCUGUUAGUUGAGAAGAUAUAUUGGCUCAGAAACUUAACUGAAGAGUUUGGAGGAUGUCUAGAUUGGCCAGAUAAUAAAUCCAUUGAUGAAGUUGUUCAAUCCAGUGUUUCUCUACAUUCAAAUAUUAUGGCUAUUGUGGACAGUCACAUUAUUUUGCUUGAGCACAAUGUUAAAGAAGAUAUGACUGAAGAGCUGGUGACCAAACAAGCUUUUACUUUUCUGAUUGGUGCCUCUUACAGGAAUAAAAUGAUUAAUAUUUUCAUACGCCCUGCACUUGUUGUUUUGGCAUGUAGAACAUCACAUAGUUUUCAGAAAGAUGACAUACAUAGAUCAUUUUGCUUCAUGAGGAAUCUUUAUUCAAAAGAAUGUAUCCUUUUGGAUGGCUAUGAAGAACAGGAUUUUGAAGAGGGUUGUCUUCUGCUGGCUAAGUUCAAUGCUAUCAGCAGGACACCUUAUGAAAUGUUUAUAACCGAGAAUAAUAGCGUGGCUCAGUUUUUGUAUGGAAUGUUAUUCUCAAUACUUGAAGGAUACCAGCUGGCUUGCACAUAUGUAAAACAAAAUAUAGCUGAGAGAUUCACAGAAAAGCAAUAUAUUGUGGGAGCCAGGAGCUAUGUUUUGGAGCAAAUUCUAAAAGGAGCCACCAAAUGCUAUGAUGCCUUAUCUUCUGAUUUGCUAAGAAAUACACUGGCAUCUUUUGUACAGCUGGGGAUAGUAAAAGCCAAUAAAUUGUCCAGUGGAACUUUUUUUUCACCAGAUGCUAAAUCAGUAAUACAAGCAAUAGCAACACUUGAAGCGUCGUCGAGAAAGUUUCCAGCAUCAAGACUUUAAGGAAUCUGGCUAACUCUUAAACAGCCAGUUAUCAGUGAGAUAUUGUACUGGCUGUGUGAUGA